Messenger RNA from Spodoptera littoralis (African cotton leafworm), 2463 nucleotides. The record is from the annotation of a GenBank genome assembly. Lineage: Eukaryota; Metazoa; Arthropoda; Insecta; Lepidoptera; Noctuidae.
AUGAGCUCCAUACAGGAGCGUUUGCAGCUUAAACGCGUACCUUUAGAUACCUGGAAUGUAAGAGAACAGUUAUGCCUUGCCUCCGCAGUGGUUAGAAGCGGAGAUCAGAACUGGAUGUCAGUUUCCCGCGCUCUAAAAACUAUUGGCGAGCCAAACAGACCACCAGAUUGGUAUUCACAAAAGAGCUGUGCAGCCCAGUACGGAGCUCUUCUCGAACAUGUGGAGACACCGAAACGGAAGAAGCGGAGCUCAGAAGGUGCGGUGGAAACUCCGCAGGAGAGCAUCUGGAAGCGGUUGAUGCAGGAACGCAUUGCGGAGAUACAGAAACAGUUAGUCGAGAUGCAACAACAGUAUGAUCAGGGAAAGGACAUCGUACUAGAAUUACGGAACCCAGCCACUUCAGACGAAAGGGUAAAGGAGCUUUACGCCAAUAUGGAAGCAAGGAAUAGAGCGAGAGAGCGAGAGCAAGCUAGACGGGCUGCCUGGUUGAAAGAAAGAGAUGAAAAACGGGCCCGAGCCGACCGAGCGUGGAAACCUAUGUUGACUAAUAAUACAACGCAGAGCCAGCCUACUGCGUCGUCCCCCGCCCCUCCUGCGUCCCCCCUGCUGACGUCACUGCUCAAGUCGUCCCCUGUCGUCACCACCCCGCAACAUAUCUCGCACCCCGCCAAUUGUGUUGAGACGGUAUCCCCUUCAGUGACAGCUCCGACACUCUCAAUGUUGCUGGAGAAGUCAGCGUCAGGUACGAGCCAACAUGAGAGCAAGCAUGCCGCCAUAGAACAUAUCAAGAAUCAACUCGUACAGAUUGAACAACAACUUAAAGCGAACACACCACCAGUGCUGUCAACGAGCGCCCAGCCGUCUCAAGCGCCGCCAUUAGACCUGGACGAUAUAGAAAUAAAGGCCGAAGAUGUCUAUGCAUUCAGGGACAUAGACAUACAUAUACCGCCCGUCACCGCCAUGCAUAAGCCAGGGAACAGUUCCAGACCACCAGACAAGCCAGCAGGUACGGCUAGCAAGGACGAGGAGCAGGUUCAAUCCCCGGCUGUGGCAGGUGACGGACCCGUCAUUGUGGACGAACAAGUCAUCAAGGUGGAACCUGAACAGAUGUCAGCUGAACCAAUUGAGGAGGAGGUUCUACAGGACGACAUUGAAAGCGAACCUAUACAUCCUCCAGUACAACCGGCGCGGAUAACAAAGGAGAAUACACCGGAAGUGGAAGUGAAAAUAGCGUUCCCCGAGGUGAAGUUCCCGACCACUGAAAUAAAAGUUAUACACCCUGAAGAUCAGAAGAUCAAAGAAGAAGUGAAAGAACCGGAGACUACCGCAGAAGCGUCGCCAGAAGUAGAGACGGUGGAAGAAGAGGUUGUCACAGUAGACGAUACACCACAAAUUGUUGAAGAAGAAAGCAUAAUACAAGAAGACCCGACACCUCCGCCAGCAGAAGAAGAGAAGACUUCUGAGUCUCCUGUGGAACUAGAACAGACCACAGAAGAGACAGUUGUAGAGGAACCUACAGUCGAGAUUCCACCGGAGACUAUACCAUUGCCACCAGAGCCUGAAGUGGAGGAGGCGGCGGAAACUGAGGCUCAAGUUGUUGAAGAGCCCCCUCCACCCCCGCCAGAAGAGCCACAGAUCCCGUCGCUCCCCGAGCCGAUACACGCGGACAAUAUAGAAAGAGAGUUGGAGAUGAUGGAGAACGGAGAAGAAGUAGUAAGAGAACAACAGAAGACCACAGAAGAUGUUAAGAAAGAUGAAGAGUCUGAGGAUUCAAUCCCCUUAAAAGAGAUGAUAAAAGAAGAGUCUCUCCCGGUAGCUCAAGAAGCAGAAGUGAAAGAAGAACGGGAGAAGACUGACGUAGAGGACACACAUACUGAAACUGAUGACGAUACGCCUAUGGAGUUGAGCAGAGAAGAAGAGAAGGACGGCAAGAAGAAGAGGGAUUACUCGCGCAAGAAGAAAUCGGAUUCUAGAACUUGUUCCGGGUCAGAGAGCGCGGCGGAGGCGAGCGGGGCGGAGUCCCCGGGGGGCUGCGAUGUCGACAGACAACAUAGACUGUGGAAGAAGUCUGUUAUGUUGGUCUACAGCAGACUAUGUACACAUAAGUACGCGUCGCUAUUCCUCCGCCCUAUCACCGACGAGGAGGCGCCAGGAUACAGCAUGGUGGUGAAACGACCCAUGGACCUUAAUACCAUCAGGAAAAAUAUCGAUUCGGGCGUUAUAAGGACCACAGCGCAGUUUCAGCGUGACGUGCUACUGAUGUUAUCUAACGCGCUCAUGUACAACAGUAGUGAACAUAGCGUCUACUCCAUGGCGAAGGAUAUGCAUGCUGAGGCACAAGGACAAUUAGGAAUGUUAUUAGCAGCGCAAGCGCAUGCCGGACUAGUGCACUCAGCGCCGGCCAGACGCAAGCGACGCCGGGAACAUUCGCCUACCUUACAGACUCAUAAACGACAACAUUAG